GCAACCUCCGCCAGUCAUUUCAUUCGGUCGCGAGAGCGCUAGUGUUUGUAGCGCAAUCACAACAACUUUGUAACCAAAAUAUGUGUGUAAAUCGCUAUUGCAAGUGUUCGACAGUUUCUGAUUAGUGAAUAAAUCAAAAAACUGUUGUGUCUAUAUGAUUGUUAUGUUGUUUAGUGAAAGUGCCGGGAGUAUUUUGUAAAAGAUCGACGAAAGGCUCUCAAAGAGCAUGGCGGGGUCUGGCGGGGCGGAGUGGCUGCCCGGCGCGGCGGUGUGGUUCCAGCCGGCCGGCGCCGCCGCCGCGCUGCCCGGCGAGCUGGUCGAGGUGCACCGCGCCGCCAGGGUGCUGCUCGUCAGCGCUGUGCUCAAUGACAAGCCUCAGACCUUCGCCCUGCAAAUGGGCGGGAACGACGAGGAGGGCGACCCGGUGUGGCCGCGCGAGGAGCUCGGGCCGGCCGGCGUGGACGACAUGACGCGGCUGCACGACCUGCACGAGGCCGCCUUGCUGUGGAACCUCAAGCUGCGGUAUGAGCAGGGCCUCAUCUACACAUACGCCGGCUCCAUCCUGGUGGCCGUCAACCCGUACAGGCCGGUGGAUUCGCUUUACGGCUUGCAGACUGCCAGAAGGUACCACGCCGCAGAAGCAUUAGGUGACCUUCCACCCCAUUUAUUUGCCAUAGCAGCCGCUGCGAGGGCCUCCCUCCCUCACCCGCAAGCCAUACUUAUCUCCGGGGAAUCCGGGGCAGGGAAAACAGAGUCAACCAAAUUAGCCGUCCAGUUCUUAGCGGCGGUCGCGCCGGCGCCGCCCGGCCGCGCGCCCGUCUCCGAACAGAUCCUGGAAGCAGCACCCUUGUUAGAGGCGUUUGGCAAUGCCAGGACACCAAAAAAUCACAACUCUAGUCGUUUUGGUAAACUCCUAGAAUUAUACUUCAAAGACGGUUCGCUGGCCGGUGCGAGAGUUGCUCAUUAUUUAUUAGAGAAGUCAAGAAUAGUCACACAGUCUCCUGGAGAAAGAAAUUAUCAUGUGUUUUACGAAUUAUUAGCUGGAUUAGAUGAGGAGCAACGACGCGCGAGGGGGUUGUUGACAGCGGAGCACUACUUCUACUUGAACCAAGGAGGAGACUCGGGCGGCGCGGGCGCCGGCGCCGACUGGGCCGCGCUCUGCGGAGCCAUGCAGGUGCUCGGCAUCGGAGACUCCGAGCGAGAGGACAUUAUAAGAGUACUCGCCGCAGUAUUACAUUUAGGCAACGUCUACUUUCAUAGAAGACAGCUGAGACACGGACAAGAAGGAGUGCAGCUUGGAGGAGGCGCUGAAGUGCGCUGGGCUGCACAUUUACUGAAAGUACCAGCUGAAGAUUUAGCUAAAGCUUUGACUACAAGAGUAACAGCGGCGAGAGCAGAGAGAAUGAGGUCCCCUCUGCCGAUAGACCAGGCUUUGGACGCCCGUGAUGCGUUCGCCAAAGCUCUUUACUCCUCUCUCUUCAACUGGCUGGUCCUGCGAAUCAACUCCAUCGUGCACAGAGGGGGUCUGCACGAUGCUCACCGGAUCUCACUUCUGGAUAUCUUCGGUUUCGAAGAUCUGGAAGAGAACUCGUUCGAGCAACUCUGCAUAAACUACGCGAAUGAAACGCUACAACAUUACUUCAACAAACAUAUAUUUAAAUUGGAGCAGCAAGAAUACCAGAAAGAAAGGCUGGAGUGGACUCAUUUGGCAUGGAAUGACAACUCGCCAGUGAUUCAGCUGCUGAGCAAGAAGCCGGUGGGCAUCCUGCACCUGCUGGACGACGAGAGCAACUUCCCGCGCGCGUCCGACGCCUCCUUCCUGGAGAAGUGCCACUACAACCACGCGCUCAAUGAGCUGUAUUCGCGCCCGCGGCUCGGGGCUAAUGAGUUUGGAAUAAAACAUUAUGCCGGUCAAGUAUGGUACAACGUAGAGGGUUUUCUCGACAAGAACCGAGAUGCUCUCCGAGCGGAUGUCCUGGAGCUCCUCUGCAGCAGCGAGGUGCCCCUCGUGGCUGAGAUGUCCACGCAACUGAGGGUGCAACAUGACGCGAACAAAACCCUGCCAAGGGGAGCCAACGGCAGAUUUGUCACCAUGAAGCCUAGGACUCCUACCGUCGCAGCAAGGUUCUCCGAUAGCUUAUAUCAACUCCUGGAGUCCAUGUCCCGUUGCAAUCCGUGGUUCGUCCGAUGUAUCAAGCCCAACACAGAAAAGUCACCAAUGAAGUUUGACCUUCCAUGUGUACUAUCCCAACUCCGAUACACUGGAAUGUUGGAUACCAUCAAAAUACGCCAGACUGGGUAUCCCAUCAGAAUACCAUUCCAAGCCUUUGUGGAAAGAUACAGAUACCUGUUGACUUCGACACCGGCGCGCGCGACGCCGUACCGAGAGGUUUGCAACUCGAUUCUAGCUGAGAUGCCCGCUACUGGAGCUGCGGGUGCAGACUACCAGCUUGGUGCCGCUCGAGUGUUCAUACGGGAAGCCCUACACUUCGCACUGGAGCGAGCCAGGGCUGACAAACUGAGGGCGGCUGCCACCAAACUGCAAGCCCAUGUCAGGGGACAUCUGACCAGAAAGCGCUACAACCAAAUGAAGCACUCAGCCAUUCGCAUCCAGUCGUGGUGGCGCGGCGCAGCAGCACGCAGACGCUUCGUGGUCGCCCGACGUGGCGUGGUACGAGCCCAGGCCAUAGUGAGAGGGAAGCGGGCGCGCCGGCGGUAUGCCAUGCUCAAGGACCAGUAUAGACGGAAGAUUGAGGCGCAGAAGGUUGCUGCCAAACGUCGCGCAGCCGAACAGAAGGCGAAAGCAGAAAGCCUGCAAGUGCUGGAGGUGCCGGCGGAGCUCGCCUUCAUCCUGUCCAAGGUGGACGAGUGGCAGCCGCCGCACACCGAAAGGAACUUGGCUAAGGUAUCCGGCUCAGUGUACUCAGAAGACGAGCGCAUUCAGCUGCCGCGCGACUUGCAGCAGUUCGCGUUCUCCAAAUACAGCUCAGUGUAUUUCGCCGACGGAGGACAACUCAGCCCCAAGAAGUACCCCAUCACACGACCCUUCCUGGCUAAAGCUGCUGUCAGAGACCAAGACUUCAACGAUGCGGUAGCAACAUUCAAACUGAUAUUGAGAUGGUGCGAUGAAUCUGCAGCUGGAAAUGACGCUAGACAAAAGGUGCUAGCAGACUACAUAGCGUCCCGCGGCAUCGGCUCGCGCGGGCUGCGCGACGAGAUCCUCGUGCAGCUGUGCAACCAGGCGAGCGCCGCCGCCGCCGAGCGCGUGUGGCCGCUGCUGCACCACUGCCUGUGCGCCUUCCAGCCCUCGCCCGCCUUGCACAAAUACCUGAUCCGCUUCGUCUCGGAGCGUGCCCCGGCGCGCUACCGCCCCGCCCUACUGCGUCUACUCGCGUCCAGCGCGUCCAACACGGCGCGGGCCAGCGGCGUGGCGCGGCGCUGCCCGCCCACGCUGCUCGAGUGCCACAGCCGCGCCGGCGCCGACAAGCACUUGCCUCUCACGCUCUAUGAUGAUUCCCUACACCACGUCGGAGUAGAAUCGUGGACGACGUGCGAGCGCGCGGCGAGCAUGGCGCUGGCGGCCGCGGGCGUGGCGCGCGCCGCCGCCGGCUGGACGCUCACCAUGGAGCACAAUGGACAGCUCACUGAAUGGGCCGGCUGCGAGUACGCGCUGGACACAGUGGGUGAGAUGGAGAGUGUGACGUCACAGUGCAUAAUGUCUCAGUCGGGGCCUUUACGAGCCGCUAACACGCCGCCCGCGCCGCCGCCGCGCGCCUCCAGCGAUCCUGAUCACAAGCCUAAGGUCCCACCGCCAGAACCACCAAAGUCUCGAUCACCGAGUAUUCAGCGUCUGUUACAAGACUCCAUCGACGAAGGACUCUCAGAAUAUAACUGGAAGAUCGAACGAGACGACACGAAACAUUCCAGCGAAUACAGCUCCAGGAAAACAUCACACGACAUACUGUCUCGAGAGUCGGCCCUAAACGAGCGAUACUUCGAACAAAACUCAGACAAAGUCAGGAGCCGAUCGCUCGACAACUUACUAGGCGACAACCCUACGCCUCAACCGUCCAAUUUGGUUAACUUGGGGUUGUCACAAUCUCGUUUGAACGACAGAUACCAUUCUGUGGAGAGAUUGCACGGUGGAGCGCCCAGUGUGACCAGUUCUAAGGCCAUGGAGAUGGACUACGGGACUGGUUCUAGGGCUGUGCCAUCGCGUUAUAUAAAAUCUCAGUACGCGGGCAAGCGGGCACCCGCUGGUUCGCAGUCUAGUCGCGCUUACAUAGAGAAGAGCAACGAGUUUAGUGGUGUUAGAUCGUCAGCCAUGUCAGACACAUCAGAAGCGCCGAGCCUGGCGUCGCACGUGCGGCGCGUGCGUGUCCCCAGCCAGGCCUCCGACGUGGACCAGUUCCUCGACGACCUGUUCUCCCCUGUUCUAGACCCGAAUAUAGACGAGUUGUCUGACGCACGCUCGCUCGUCGCCAGCAUCAAGGGAGGAAACACCUACAGCCAGUUCAUCGAUGAUCUACUCACCUGUGACUAUAAGGAACAGAUGGAUACCCUAAAUAGUACAGAUAUUGAAACCUUGAUCAAAGGCGGCGGGAAGGAAGACUUGAAGGUAAAGAAGGAUAAAAUGGCCGUGAGGAAAGAUUCGAAUGUGGAUUCCGUAGAUGAUUACAUAACGAAUUUGUUUGAUCCGAUCUUCGUGAAUGAUAGUUUGAAGCGUCUGACGGACAGCGAGAGGCUGUCGGGUGCCAUCAAGGGCGGAGGCGCGACGCCGCGGACCGCGUCGGCCAACACGUCGCUGAGCUUCGGGUCCCCGGGCGGCCUAGCAGGCGGGCUAGCGGGCGCGCUGCCGGCCGGCAUGCCCGGCACGCCCGAGGGGCUGGCGGCCGCGCUGGGCCUCACGCUGCCGCCGCCCGGCACCGUCGACCUCGCCACCUACCACCAGAACCUGCAGCGGGCCUUCCUGCAGAGCGCCAUGGCGCAGAACAUACAGAUCCAGCAGCAGCUGCUCGCGCAGAACCAGGCGCUGCAGACGCUGCUGGCCGGCCAGGUGGACGAGCCCGCGCCCGCCGCGCCCGCGCGCGCCGCCGUCGUGCACGCGCAGGUGCACGCGCAGGUGCACUCCCCUCCGCGCGGCCCGCCCCGCGCGCGCCGCCCCUCCAGCGAGGGCUCGGGGGGCGCGCCGCCGCCGCCGCCGCCGCCCAUGCCGCCGCCGCUGCACGCCACCGACGAGGUGCACGGCUUCAUGGACCCGUACGGCCGCGCCAAGACCGUGCGCAUCGGCAAGUGGCGCUGGCCGCCGCCCAAGGACGCCAACGGACAGGACAUCACCGAGGACUUCACCAAGUUCAAGAUGCGGCAGAUCCAGCGCCGCCACACGCCGCAGGCGCAGAGCAACGGCGUGGAGCACGAGGCGCGCGGGCGGUCCCGGUCGGAGGCCUCGCCCGGCAUCGAGUGGGAGGAGUACGAGGUGGACCGCCCCGCCCCGCGCUCCCCGCCCGCCGCCCGCGCCGCGCGCCGCAGCUUCGAGAUCGGCGCGCAGCGGCCCUCGCCCGGCAGCGUCGGCAAGCUCAAGCUGAGCUCGGAGAUGCGCCAGCGCCUGGAGCGCGUCACGGCGAGCCACUCCGUGCGCAGCUCCUCGUCCGCCGCCGACGCGCCGCGCACCGUCAACAAGCUCGAGGACACGCGCAAGCUCAUGCUGGAGCGGCAGCUGGGAGGUGGCGGCGGCGGGGGAGGGACUCGAUGGGAUGCGCCUCCUCCACCUCUACCCCCAGCGCCGCCCGGCCCCGCACCGCCGCCCCCCGCCGCUCUGCCUACGCCUCCGGACAAACCCGCGCCGCCGCCACCCGCGCCGGACUCGUCCUCCACGUUCGCCCAGCUCCGCCGGGACCGGGACACGUUCGGUGUGCACCAGAACCGCGAGGCGGACGACCGGCACGCCUUCCUCGCCAACUGGAACUCGCGGCGGCGCGAGUCGCCGGACGCGCGCGGCGACGACCUCGCCUCGCGCUUCCUGACCGCGGACCGCCGCGACGCCCGCUACCGCGACGACUGGGGCGACGACCACGCGCGCGACCACCGCCACAACGGACACGACUGGGACUCCGAGAGCGGCGCCGACCAGCUCGACCACCGCGACGCCUUCUCCGGACGAGACGCCUCCGAGAUAUACGAGAUACACCCGACAAGAACCGAGCGUAGGAAAGAAGAGAACGGCAUCGAUGACGGCUACGACAGAAGUAAGCGGUCAUCGCCUUAUUCCGAUGAUUUCGAACGUUUCGAUGGUCGUAAGAACUCCCGUGAGAUGCUGGUCGGUCGGGCGCGGGACAGCCCUCGCUCGGACAUCUAUCAUCAGGACAGCAACGACGUCAGCAAGCGAGCCACGUUCAAGACUCACAUGCAACAGAAGGAGAGAGACAGGAAGAUGGAGGCCGAGCGCCGCGCCUCUGUGUCCACGCACGUCACGGAUAGAACCGAACAUUUAGAACGUGAUGUCCCGGCGCCGGCAGCACUACUACCCUCAGACCGCACGCUCAUCACCUACACUCGAGUGCCAUGGAAAUUACGAGUCAGGAAGGAAGUCUUCACACCAAUAGAGACUUACAAUGACCCGCAGAUACUAGAUUUACUUUAUGCUCAGAUAGUAUACGACAUCCAAUCCCCGGCUCCAUCGCUCCGUCUGUCAGCCAGCGAGCGUCGCGCCGGCGCGGCCUGGCUUCGCUCUCACGCCAACACAACGCCAAGAGUACAGACCAAGAUGCAAGCCGUGGAGAUGGCUAGGGAAUGGCCCUUCUACUUCGCGAGGUUGUUUACCGCUAGGAUACCGCCUGGGGAGAACGCUGUGUUGGCUAUCUCGCAUAGCGGGAUUACUAUUGGAGUUAAAGGCGCGCAAGGUCUCCAGAUCCGUCGCCAGAUCUCGCUAUCCGGCCUCCGUGCUUCCUCCCCCGCGCCGCAAUCUCUACAACUGGGCUCCUUCACUCUACACGCACCACUCGCCGCGCCCGCCCUCGCCAUUGUCAACGAGUUUGCACUGCUUUAUGACCAGGUACAACAGAAACCGACGACCAAUGGCGUUUCUAAGGAGCGGGACGUCCGCGAGACUCGCGAGACUCGGGAGUCGAGGGAGUCUCGAGAGAUGCGCGAGAUCAGAGACUCCAGGGAGUCUCGCGACGAGUCGGAGCUCAUGGAGCGACGAGCACAGGCCGCCUCGCCGCCGCCGAGGGAACGGGAGAGAGAGCGAGAAAGAGAUAGGGAGAGAGAACGAUCCAGAGACAGAUCGCGGGAGAGGGAGAUAAGAGACGAGAGGAGGGACCAGUCCACGCCGCAGCACGACGGCAGACAUCCGCUGUUGCAGUUCGCCGUCGAUCACUUCCGGCAGAGCCCUGAAUUGGAGAUCCUGAAAGCCGACUCGUCUCUCAAGAGCAAAGCGAAGCGCAACGAAUGGACGUGGAAGGCGCAGACGGACGUGGUGAAAUGGCAGUCUGCCCCGCUGCGGGCGCCGCUGCUGCGUCUCCCGCCCGCCCUGGCGCCGCCCGCCCUCGAGUGCUUCACCUGCAUCCGGGCGUACUGUGGAGAUCUGCCGCCGGCUGAGCGCGCUGCGCACCAGGACUUGACUGAAGUUAAAUGCGUUUAUACUGUUCUGAUGCACUGCCACUCGGUGCCGGAGCUGCGCGACGAGGUGUACUGCCAGCUCAUGAAGCAGACGACGUCCAACCGCUCCCCGGCGGCGGACUCGUGCCAGCGCGCCUGGCGCCUCAUGUCCAUCCUGGCCGCGUACUUCACCUGCUCCGACACGCUGCGUCCGUUCCUGGUGGAAUACCUAUCAGCGGCGGCGGCGGACCGGCGGCGCGGCUGCCAGGGCACGGCCGCGCUGUGCCUCGCCAACCUGCGCAAGACGUUGCGCUGUGGGGGACGCAAAAACGUGCCUAGUGUGGAGGAGGUGACAGCAGUAUCGGCGGGCCGCUCGGCGCGGCGCCAGCUGUACCGGCUGCCGGGCGGCGCCGAGCGCGUCGUCAACACGCGCUGCGCCACCGUCGUGCAGGACAUCGUCAGCGAGCUGUGCCAGCUGAUCGGCGUCACCAGCGAGGCCGAACGAGCCGAAUUCUCCCUCUACUGCAUAGUAGCCGGCGACGCGCUGACCAUGCCGCUAGCCAGCGACGAGUACGUGCUGGACGUGACCACGGAGCUGCAGCGCGCGCACCACCCCUUCUACCUCAUCUUCUGCCGCUCCGUGUGGCACCAUCCGCUGAGGACCGACGCGCCGCCGCUGUACACUGAAGUGCUGUUUAAUCAGGUGGCCCCCGACUACCUAGAAGGCCUACUCCUAGUCCUGCCAGGCGGCGGCGCGCCCCCGGCCGGUGUACUCCGGGACGCGGCCUCCGUCGCCGCGCUCCUCCACCGCGCCGCCGGGUUGGCCGAGCCGCCGCACCCGCGCGACCUCAAGUUCCUGCUGCCCAAGCCGCUGCUCGGGCUGAGGGAGCCCAGGCCCAACAAGUGGGCGGCGUGGGUCGCGCAGGAGUGGGCCCCGGCCAGGUCGCUGACCCCCGCCGCUGCCAAGUCGAGGGUUUUGCAGGUGCUAUCCCGCUGGCCUCUAUUCGGCUCGUCAUUCUUCGCGGUGCGGCGCGUGUCGGGCGGCGCGGCGUCCGAGUGGCGCGAGCACGUGCUGGCUCUUAAUCGUAGAGGAGUGCAUCUGCUAGAGCCGGCUACGCAUGAGACCGACACGCAUUGGCCAUAUGCCGACCUCAUCUCUACUAGGAAGGUCCGCUCAGAAGACGGCACUCUAUUCCUGGACGUGAAGUGCGGCUCGCUGCUGCAGCAGCGCGUGACGCGGCUGCAGGCGGAGCAGGCGCACGAGGUGGCGCGCCUCGUGCGGCAGUACGUGGCGCUGCAGCGGGACACGCGCCGGGACGCACGCCGCACUGACACAGGAUUCAUUCCGGACUGAAUUAAGCAGUUGCUGAUAAGAACUUAAUAAUAGUGUCAAUGAAAAAUUAUUGGAUGAAUCUCUACACUUGUCACAGACUCGAAUCAAUAUAAUCUAAUCGUUAUUGUGAUAAUAUCCGUUCAUU
Plutella xylostella (diamondback moth) is the source of this 9074-nucleotide messenger RNA. The record is from RefSeq and is a predicted model, not a curated record. NCBI's taxonomy places the organism in Eukaryota, Metazoa, Arthropoda, Insecta, Lepidoptera, Plutellidae.